Molecule: messenger RNA, 1731 nt
Organism: Daldinia loculata
Lineage: Eukaryota; Fungi; Ascomycota; Sordariomycetes; Xylariales; Hypoxylaceae
Exons: 2
Coding region: 1-1731 (576 amino acids)
Source: RefSeq, a predicted model, not a curated record
AUGGCAUCCGGAUCCACCACUAUGUCUCGAGCUCGCCUUUAUUUGACAGAUCCAGGCGGGCCUGAAGGCAGCGAUGUAGAAACUUCCGUGGAGGCUCCAUGCCAACUUUCCAUCGAACGACUAUUCGAGAAUUUGCCAAAUCCGACAUCCAACGAUAGAUACGGCGAUCGGGAACAAGAUCGCCAGUACAAGAGAGCUCUCAGGCUUUUCUUGGAAGAAGAGACUGGCCCGGCUGAGCAUGACAACGAGUGCCAACAACUCAAGUCCGUUGCUAGUAAGGUAUUGAGAAGCCAGAACCCCCACGGUGUUCGUGUCGCAUUCAUCGACGGUAUUGCACCUAUGAUUAUAGACAUGUCAAAAUACGAUGCCGAAUCAGCUAAGUCGCGAUAUCUUGCACAUUGCAAGUGGAUAUUGCAGGGAAGGAAAGAUCAUGAUGCCUACGACGGGGAUUUAUCAGAUCCAGAUCCAGAUGAAGACAGUGACGUUGAAUACAGCCAACUCCCUAAGAAGCUCACCACCCAGACAAGAUGUGCCUAUUGCAACAGCGAAGGACGCCAAUUCUGUUGCAGAGACUGCGUAGUGAUAACCGGUUCUCGUGAGACCAUCGGAACUGGCUACUGUCGUAGGCGAUGCGAAGUGCUCGACAAGGACGACCACAAGCCUGUCUGUUUCUGGCGCCAGCGUUUUGCGCGAAGUGCGCGCCUUAUGCAAACUAUUCUCAUGAUUAUGGAGGAUCGUCAGACUACCCUCUCCCUAGAGGGCUCUUACGAACGCGACGGCAUGAUAUUCUUGAAAGAGAAGUCUCGCCACUUCAUGGCCAUGUUAGGAGAUAAGUUCCUCGGGAGAUUCAACGACGAGGUCGUAGAAGAGAAACACAAAAAGGCAGCCCUACAAGAUCAAUAUCUUCCGGACUUGCCCUUCAUGAUGUUGAGUUCAACUCAGGAAUGGCUUUGGAAAGGUCUCUUCGAGAACAUUGAGCAAUACACCAUCUUGGUCAAGAAUGCCCAUCGUCCUGUUGUCCGUCAUACCAUACACAAUACUAUCGAGUCCAGCAUGUUGCGACCUCAUACCGUCUUUUGCGUCACUCUGCGUACUGGAGAGAAGUUUGCGGUCGAUUACGCGGGAGCCCGAUUCGGCUGGGCUGAAACGAUCACACAUUGGGAGCACUUUGCAGCGCAUCGACUGAAACGAGUUAUUAGGAGAAGCUUCCCGGGAGCUUGGGAGCGGGAUCCCGCAACGAUGGUACCAGCUUACCUCCCCGAGAAGAAGAAGGCUUACCUGCAUACUAUAUUCCUACGUAUGGUCCAGUCCGAAGUGAGCCAGUCCCUACAGUUAGGAUAUCCAGAUGUAUCUUUCGACACUGCCCUCAGCGCAUCGAUUACCGAUUCAGUCUGGAAAGUGAUCGUAGUGAGUUUCGUAGAAAUCACCGGAUGUUUUUUUGAAGAAGGAAACACGACGAGGUUCAUCUCCGAGUUAGGUAUCAAAGCUAGGAUGUACCUGAAUGACAACUUCGAGGUGUGGGUCGAACAGCAUGAUAGAGAUCACGAACGCCUGGAGAAUGUCUGGUUUAACGAGAACCAGCUCGUGUGGAUUAAGACUCAUGUCCCAGAUGACAUGGAAGUCUUGAAGAAGAUAUGGAACGAUUGGAUUUCUAGCCGCGGUAUUCGUUUCAAGGAUCCCUUGCCUUCUCCUAUCGAGAUUGAGAACGGUGCUACAGUUUUUGAAGGAUAA